Symbiodinium pilosum is the source of this 3300-nucleotide messenger RNA. The record is from the annotation of a GenBank genome assembly. Lineage: Eukaryota; Dinophyceae; Suessiales; Symbiodiniaceae.
AUGCCGAAUCAGCAACCCUCGCGUCGUGAUUUUGUGAGAACCACCACCGGAAUCGCGGUGGGCACUUCGGUCCCCUACUUCUUCUCGCAGCAACGCACGCUGGCCAACGAGACCCAGUCGAAGAACGACCGCCUGAAGGUGGCCUUGAUCGGCGCCGGCGGCAUGGGGAUGGGCAACAUGGACUCGGCGCGGGACAUGUGCGACGUGGUCGCGAUCGCCGACGUUGAUUCCGGCCGGCUCAACCACGCCAACCAGCGGCUGAGCGGCGGCAAGGCGGACACCUACGCCGACUACCGCGAGAUCCUCCAGCGUGACGACCUCGACGCGAUCCACAUCGCCACGCCGGACCACUGGCACACCAAGCCCCUGAUCGAGGCGCUGCUCGCCGGGCACGACGUCUACUGCGAGAAGCCGCUCACGCUGACCAUCGACGAGGGCAAGCUGAUCCGCAAGGUCGUGAAGGAGACCGGCCGGGUCGUGCAGGUGGGCACCCAGCAGCGCAGCACCUACGACCUGUUUGUCAAAGCCAUCGCGCUGGUGGCCGAGGGACGCAUCGGGAAGAUCAAGAGCAUCGACGUCGCGAUCGGCGGCGCGCCCAAGUCGCCUUCGAUCCCGGUCGUUGACGCGCCGGGCACUCUCGACUGGGACCGCUGGCUGGGGCCGGCGCCGCUGGCCGAGUACCGCCACCUCCGCGACGAGGAGGGCCACACCUUCACCAACUGCCUGUACGAGUUCCGCUGGUGGUACGAGUACUCCGGCGGCAAGCUGACCGAUUGGGGCGCCCACCACGUGGACAUCGCCACCUGGGCGCUGGAAGCCAAUGGGCAGGCGACCGCGCCGCUUUCGGUCGGCGGCGAGGCGUCCCACCCCGUGCCCUUCGAGAACGGGGUGCCGACCGAGAUCGAUCGGUACAACACCGCCACGUCGUUCAACCUCAAGGCGGUCUACCCCGGCGACAUCGAGAUGACCAUCCGCAACGACGGCAACGGCAUCACCAUCGAGGGCGACGAGGGACGCAUCUUCGUCAACCGCGGCCGGCUGACCGGCAAGCCGGUUGAGGACCUGGCCGAGAACCCGCUCCCCGAAGACGCCGUCAGCAAGGUCUACAAAGGCAUGCCGAUGGACUUCAACGAGCGGAAGGCGCACUGGGCGAACUUCUUCCACUGCUGCCGCGAGCGUCAGGACCCGAUCUCGGAUGUCCACACGCACAUGAAGAUGCUCAACGUGUGCCACCUGGCGGGCAUCUCCGCCCGGCUGGGCCGCACCGUCAACUGGGACGCCCAGACCGAGCAGAUCACCGGCGACGAGCAGGCCAACAGCAUGCUGGCCCGGCCGUACCGCGAGGGCUACGCGAUCGAGAUGCGCCAAUCUGGGGGGCAGGCUGGCGCCCGCGAUCAGAAUCGCGCAGCGCGGCUCCCCGGGACGUCCGAGAUGAACAGCGCGUCCGUUUCCCGAUUCGGCGUAGCGGUGGCGAGCGUGGUAAUCUCCUGCUUGGGGGCGCCGGCCUCAGGUCAGUUUGACACGGUCAUCAACGUGCCACCGGAGCUCGUCUCUCCGUUUCUCGAAAUCGGCUCAUCGACACAACUAAAUGUCGCUGAAGGUGGGCAGCUCGCUUACGUCGACGCGGGGACGCCAGAUGGGGUCAGCGCGAAUGUCGAACUGAACAUGACCGGUGGCCUGAUUACCCACGGCGUUCGCGCUUACUCGGGGAGUGUGGUCAACAUCACCGGCGGAGAGCUGCGUCAAGCGGGCGUUACGGCUCACUCGGGAAGCGUGGUGAAUGUCUCGGGAGAUGCCUGGAGCGUCGACCUGCAGGCUGAACAUGGCGCCGUUGUCGAUAUCACCGGUGACGCCUACGUCGGGCGGCUGACGGCGGAGUCGGGGAGCGACGUGCGGGUGAACGGACUUUACUUGGGUGUCGGUUCCACCGCCAGGUCGGGCAGCAGCGUUACCAUCAGCGGUGGCACUCUAGGCGGUCUCUUCACUGCCGAGGCGGGUAGUCGCGUGGAGCUCGUAGGAAACGAGUUCAGGGUCAACGGCGCCGAGUACGCAGGGGCAACGAUUUCCUUGGUCUCGGAGCAGGACGUUUUCUCGGGAACCCUGUCCGACGGCUCACCGUUUGUGUUCAGCGUUUAUGCCCUCGACGUGAUCAACGGCGUCACCCUCACGCGGAUGGAACUCCCGAGCGUCGACCCGACUCCCAUCGUCGUCGACCAGAUCCUCCCCCCGCCGAUCCGCGGCCUGCGGGCCGGGCAAACGCUCACGCUCCGCGCUGGUGGACGGUUACCGGAUGGGUUCACAGCGGUUGGUGCAACGGUCGCCAUCGAGGGGGGAGAGGUUGGGUACGCGGUCGAGGUGAGCGGCGGCGACCUACAGCUGGCCGGCGGCGUCAUCGGCAAUUGGUUUUCCGCGACAGCGGGAGGUCAGGUUCGCGUCAGCGGCGGCACGGUCGGGCUGGGGGCGAGUGUCUCGAGCGGCGCUCGGCUGCUGCUGACCGGCGGCGAGGUGGGAGGCGGCUUCACCGCAUUCGAUGGUGGCGUGGUCGAGGUCCUGGGCGGUGCGUUACGGGGCGGCUUCUCGGCGCGGGCGGGGAGCCUAGUCAGCAUCGCCGGAGGCACGGUGGGCGACGGAUUCGAGGCGGAGGGCGGCAGCCGUGUCUUGAUUUCCGGCGGCGAGGUCGGCGCCGGCUUCGGCGCCGCUCGCGGGAGUGCCGUCAGCAUCAGCGGUGGAGUGAUCGGGACGGGCUUCGAGGCGCAGCGCGGGAGCAGCGUCGUCCUAAGCGGCGGGAAGUAUGUAGAGGGCUUCCGCGCCGAACGCGGCAGCAGCGUCAACCUGGUCGGGCAAGAGUUUCGCUUGGACGGGGCGCCGAUCGAGGGGCUUGGCAUUGGUCGGCCGGUCGUGGUCACAAGUCGAGGUGGGAGGCUAACCGGUGUGCUUGCCGACGGUUCCUCAUUCGGGUUCGACCUCACUCCCGAGGAUGUGCUGAACAACAAGCCGCCGGUCGGAUUCGAUUUCUUCUCCGUCGACUCCCACAUCGCACUGACGCUGAUCUCCGGCCUGCCCGGCGACUACAACAAUGACGGCCGCGUCACCGCGGCUGAUUACACCCUGUGGCAGGAUUCCGUGGGACAGAUCAGCCCCCUGCUGAACGACCCCCACGGCGGCGUCGUGGGCGACCCCCAGCUCGAUGUCUGGCGAGCCAACUACGGGGCGGUGGCCGAAGGGCUCGUGCCAGAGCCGCGGGCAUUGGCGUUUGCGUUGCUCGCCAGCUGUAUGGUGCCCUUGAGACGCACAAGCUAG